Molecule: messenger RNA, 492 nt
Organism: Strongylus vulgaris
Lineage: Eukaryota; Metazoa; Nematoda; Chromadorea; Rhabditida; Strongylidae
Source: the annotation of a GenBank genome assembly
GAAGAUCCAGAAGUUGAAGUUGCCAUACUUUCCAUGACAGCUGCUGGUGUAGGCAUCACGUUAACUGCGGCGUCAGUGGUUGUCUUCGCUGAGCUUCAUUGGAAUCCAGGAACGUUACUGCAGGAGAAGGGAUGCAAACUAUAUGCAACUCAAAUGGAAUGCAUUUUAAGUAGUCAAAGUCUUAAAGGACAGAAACUCUACGGGAAAUUUAUAUCUAGGGCUGAAGACCGUGCACAUCGCGUAGGCCAGAAAGACAGUGUUUUUGUUCAAUACCUCAUUGCUAGAAACACUGCUGACGAUAUUAUCUGGCCGCUUGUACAAAAAAAGCUCGAUGUCCUUGGUCAGGUUAACUUAUCCAAUGAUACAUUCCGGACAGCUGAAUCAUCUCAUCUGAAGUGUGAGUCUCACGGCAGCCACCCAAAGGACAUCACAGACUUCUUCAACCAUGAGGAUCCGGAAUGUAGUGCUAAACGUGCACGACUGGACGACUGA